AUGUUUAUUAAUCCACUAUCUAAAGCCAAAUGUAUUCUAACCGUUGAGAACAUCGAAAAAGCUAUUAAACCAUAUAUUCGUAAUCUACCUCGUGAAUUACCAGACAAUAUCCCAAAUGAUGUUUCUGACAUUUCAACUUAUUUAAAGUUU
This is a messenger RNA of Funneliformis caledonium, 150 nucleotides long. The record is from the annotation of a GenBank genome assembly. NCBI's taxonomy places the organism in Eukaryota, Fungi, Glomeromycota, Glomeromycetes, Glomerales, Glomeraceae.